Messenger RNA from Gryllus bimaculatus (two-spotted cricket), 1900 nucleotides. Lineage: Eukaryota; Metazoa; Arthropoda; Insecta; Orthoptera; Gryllidae. The record is from the annotation of a GenBank genome assembly.
AGUUAAUAUUACUCGUAGUUGUAAGGAGCGCGAUGUGCGCGUUGCGAGCUGUCGAAGGCCACGUGUGCGCAGUGCCCGAGGCGACGGGCACGGCGUCUCGGCCGAGCAGCGUGUCGGACGCCGCGGACGGGGUGCCGGUGCCAGUGGCGGUGGCGACGCCGCUGGAGGCGUCGACGGCGUCGGCGGCGACGACGUCCUCAUCAGACGACAAGCCCGCGCAGAAGAUCGUCAAGUCGCUGCUGUCGCAGCUGCUGCCGUCGGCCGGCGCGGGCCCGCCGCUGCAGAGCCCGCUGUCGCCGGCCGAGCACCCGCUGGCCGGCCAGGGCUGGGCGCCGCCCGUCGUCGUGUACGAAGCCGAGCCCUCGUCCGUGGUGGCGUGCGCGCUCGCCUCCCCCGACUACCGGCGCGCGCUGGACGAGCUGCGCCGCGCCGCCAACGCCAAGGCGUGUCCGGAGCAGCCGUCGCCCAGCCCGCUGCACAAGCGGCGUUCGGCGAGCAGCACCGGGUCGCGCGGCGGCGGUCGAGGGGCCGGCGGCGCGGCGCAGCACCACGUGGAGGUGCAGUUCGCGGACGGCGGCGCCGUCUUCUUCUGCCGCGUGUACUUCGCCGCGCAGUUCCUGUCGCUGCGCGCGGCCGUGCUGCCCGCGGGCGAGGAGGCCUUCGUGCGCUCGCUGGCGCGCUGCGUGCAGUGGGCGGCGCGCGGCGGCAAGUCGGGCUCCAGCUUCUGCAAGACCAGAGAUGACCGUUUUGUGCUGAAGGAGAUGUCUCGCCUGGAAAUGCAGCUGUUCCUCGACUUUGCACCUCAUUACUUUGCACAUGUACACAAUUCUUUGGCUGCCUCACGCCCCACAUUGCUUGGAAAGAUUGUAGGAGUGUUCCGCAUUAAAGUGCGUGCCACAGGAGGGAGUACAAUGGCAUCCAACUUGCUUGUAAUGGAAAAUCUUUUCUUCCGUCGACAUGUCACUCACAAGUUUGACCUCAAGGGCUCAAUGCGAAAUAGACUUGCUGAAACGUUGCCUGACCAUAGAGCAGGAACCGGGGAGUUGGUUUUGCUGGACGAGAAUUUGCUCAAGAUGACGUGUGACUCGCCACUGUAUGUGUACCCACAUUCAAAGGCUGUGCUCAUGCAAGCAAUUCACAGCGAUACAGAAUUCCUUGCUGCACAAGCUGUAAUGGAUUACUCUCUUCUUGUUGGACUCGACCAGGAGCGACAUGAACUUGUAGUAGGCAUAAUAGACUACAUUCGCACUUUCACCUGGGACAAAAAGCUUGAAGCCAUGGUGAAGUAUUAUGGUCAGUUAGGCGGCGGUCAGGCUCGCCUGCCCACAGUAGUAUCCCCAGAGGUGUACCGAAAUCGCUUUAUCGAUGCCAUGCAUCGAUACUUCCUGCCUGUUCCAGACCGAUGGACACAUUUAGGCCGUGGUCUUGUUGAAGGGGCAUACUAACAAACUCACUAUAUAUGUGGAAUUGUGCCACCAGCCCCAUCCAAUCUGGCAUGUCAUUUUUGUUAUAGUUCAUAUUUAAAUAAAUUAUAUUUCAGCUCAAUUGCUUCUGUGUCAAACAGAACAUUCAUACAUUUGCUAAGACUGCCCUCGAUGCUUCCUUAGAACUAGAGCCAUUAGUCUGUUACGUGGAAGGGUAUCCAACAAUUGAAAGAGAUCCACUGUAAAGAAACGUAAGGACCAAUUAGUUAUUGAAACCUUUUCAAAAAUUGAAUUGACACACUAAAUGUAUAGUGUCAAUUAUUUAAUUAUGUACAAGAGUGAAGAAUAUAGUCAUAAGUACUGCAUGUGAAGAUAUUGAUAAACUUUUUGAAAUAUGAAAAUUGUGAAAACUAUUAUUCUUGGAAAACAAUUUCAUAUUUACAGUGAAAUAAGUGCUUUUCCUCUCUUCUGUAAAA